AUGUCACAAAACUUCAGGAUUAAAGCAAAACGAAUGAAAAAUACUUUACUUCCGGUGUCCUGCAUGGGGAACAAUGAACAGCAGCUUUCAGUCGCCGAUGAUUUCACUUGUCCGUCUGAAUUCGUACUUUUCAAUGGUAUGUGUUAUUUUGUUCAUACAUCAUUUGUUGAUAAUAUUCAAGAUGGUGAACAUAUAUGUCAUACUCAGUAUUCGAAUAGUAAUCUUGUUAAGUUCGAUUCACACGAAUGGGGUAAUGUCAAUGCGACACAAUUUCUCGGACGAUCAUUAGAUGAUACUCUUCUAGAAUUUUUCUAUUAUCAACUUGAGAAAACACUUACACUUGAGUCAACUAAUAAUAACAAUAAUAAUAAUAAUAAUAAUACGAAUAAAAAACAUUGGCUUCGAUUACUUAUCGGAGAUAAAAUGCAAACUAACGAAUGCGUUCUGCGUUAUUUUAAUCGAUCAUUCGGUGCAUUUACUUUUUUUCGUUCAUGUAAUGAAAGUGGUUACCCUGUUUGUCAAAGUAAAACAAUUCGAAGGGAAAUUCCAAAACCAAUACUGGUCAGUGAAACUAUUAAUAACAUAAGUCAAACUAAAAAUGAUUCACAAGUUGAUUUCAAUACCGAACCAUUUAUCACUACUUCAGCGACUGAGACAAUCUUACCGGUCUCGUCAAACUAUACAGACUUGAUUAUCUCAUCGAACGAAACGAUCUUGUCACAGCUCAAAAGUCCACAUUCGAGCCCUCUUCGUCUUAUCACCAUUACCGGUGCAUUGUUAGCGCUUAUUAUAUUCAUUGUAGGAAGCAUUUUUCUUGGUCGCUAUCUUCGACGAAGUCGUGGAUCGUAUUCAACACGUAGUAGUAUAGUAGGUUUAUCUCGUCGAACAAAGCAUUCAUCAACAACACGACCAUCAAGUGAUAUUCCGAAUACGCCAGCUGUUCUUUAUGCGCGACUUCAAUCGUCACCACCACCAACCGAUACCGAUAUGUCAGUUCCUUUUGACAAUAAGUUAUUGAUUGACGGCAGAGUUGAACUUCUACCUAUUUCUACAAAUCAAACCAGAAAUAUUCAAAAUAGCAAAAUAGAAGAAGAAGAACCAUUAUAUGCAACACUUAAAGAGCAUGAUGAGAAGUGA
This is a messenger RNA of Didymodactylos carnosus, 1137 nucleotides long. NCBI's taxonomy places the organism in Eukaryota, Metazoa, Rotifera, Eurotatoria, Philodinida, Philodinidae. The record is from the annotation of a GenBank genome assembly.